AAAGGAAAAAAAAAAAACAGAGAGAUUAGGAGCUUAUUGACGGCGACUUUUCUCUCUUGAAGGCUACCUUAUAUUAAUUCAACUCCCUUUCUCAGCUGCUACUUCAUUUUCUCGGCUCCCUUUUCAACUCUCUGUAUGUGUGCUUACAUCUUUUCUGCGAAACCAUCUACCUACACAUCCGUUUCCGAGCCACCUGUGUUAAUUGCUGACACUUCACCUGGGAUUCAGCAAACUUUGCUGUUUUAGGAAAGAUAUCUCAUCUUCCCCCUUCAUUGCUUGGUGGGUCUUACUCCAAAUGGGAAGGCACUCUUGCUGCUACAAGCAGAAGCUAAGGAAAGGCCUCUGGUCCCCAGAGGAAGAUGAGAAACUUCUCAGGCAUAUUACCAAGUAUGGCCAUGGUUGUUGGAGCUCUGUUCCUAAGCAAGCUGGUUUGCAAAGGUGUGGAAAGAGCUGCAGAUUGAGGUGGAUUAAUUACCUGAGGCCUGAUUUGAAGAGAGGCACAUUCUCCCAACAGGAAGAGAACCUCAUAAUUGAACUUCAUGCAGUUCUGGGCAACAGGUGGUCUCAGAUUGCAGCACAACUGCCCGGAAGGACCGACAACGAAAUAAAAAAUCUCUGGAACUCUUGCUUAAAGAAGAAACUUAGGCAGAGAGGCAUUGACCCUGUUACCCACAAACCGCUAUCCGAGGUUGAAAACAAUGGACAAGACAAGAAUCCACCUGCCAACAAGAGCCAAGAAAAGGCCUCUGGAGUCUCCAAUGAAUUGAACCUCCUUGAAGCCAAUAAUUCUAAGCCCGGGCCAACUUCACAAGAAAAGACACAAUCCUACCAUUUAGAGGGAAAAGGUUCUUCCAACUCCAAAACUAUGAGCAGCAACACCAACAACCACAGUAACAACAGCAAUUUGAUGUCGCCCAUAAGCAACAAGGACUUUUUCUUGGAAAGGUUCGCAACCUCCCAUCAUGAAGGCUCCACAACCAACUGCCAACCUUCGGAUUUGGUGGGGCAUUUCCCUCUUCAGCAAUUGAAUUAUGCGUCCAAUUCCAGGCUUGUAACGAACUCAAUCCCCUCCCAUUGGUUCACCCAAACCAGCAAAUCUUUGGAUAUGAACUCAGAAUUCUCUUCCAGUUCAAUACCCACCAUCCUUCCACCAACGACAAGUUCAUUUCUUUCCACUUCUAUGCCCUUCAAGCCCUCCGUUACUGUUCCCUCCGACGAUCCUUCAUUAGCAUCUUUUCCAAUCAAUAGUUCACGGUUUUGGGAAGCAGUUGCCCUGAGCAACAAUAGUAACAGCAGCACUGGAAGCAGCGGCAACGCCGAACUGCAAAGCACUUUCUUUGAGAGCACAAUCUUUUCUUGGGGAUUAGGGGACUGUAGCUCAACGGAGAAAGAGGGCCAAAACCAGCUGAUGGGAAGCCAACAGGAGGACGUAAAAUGGCCAGAAUAUCUUCAUAAUCCAUUGAUAAUGGCUGCAGCUUUACAAAAUCAAAGUCUUCCGCAAUCCUUAUACAAUGAGAUAAAAUCAGAAACGCAUUUCCUAACCCAAAAUUCAAGCGCCGUCUGGCCUCAAAACCAGCAGCAACAAGAACCUUUCCAAAAUUCUGAUAUAUGCCCAAAAGAUAUUCAAAGACUUACAGCAGCCUAUGGACAUAUUUAGCUUUGAUAGGCAUUCGAGUGAAACCACUGGCAUUAGACGAAGAAACUGAAGAUGCUCCAACGGAUGCUGGCUAGAGCUGUUUCUUUAUUUUACAGGUGUGUGCCAUAGAUUUUUCUCUUGUAAAUAGGACUGAUACAAAAACAUUUCUCACCCUAUGGUUUUGAAAUAUUUGUGAGCCAAAAAAAAAAAAAAACAAUCUUUUCUUAUUAACUAGCUUUGUUUUAGCUGUUGGGUGUGGGGAGGUAGGAUUGCAGAAUAAGGGUUGCAUAUGCCAGUGUAGUUCUCCUCUUUGCCUCAUUGCAUAUGCAUUACAGUGUUGCAAUUCUCUGUGUUAAGUAUCCCCAGAAAAGAUGUGAGAUUUUUUUUUAUUUUAGUAUAUAUUAUUUUGGUGUAUCCUUUAAUAGCAA
Molecule: messenger RNA, 2064 nt
Organism: Manihot esculenta (cassava)
Lineage: Eukaryota; Viridiplantae; Streptophyta; Magnoliopsida; Malpighiales; Euphorbiaceae
Product: transcription factor MYB61
Exons: 3
Coding region: 296-1657 (453 amino acids)
Biological process (GO): regulation of stomatal movement
Source: RefSeq, a predicted model, not a curated record